AUGCCUCAGUCCAAAUCUGCAGAGCCAGAGACUGAGUCUACAAUCACGGAGGCUCCGAGCGCAAUUACCCUCUCAAAUGGGGAACCAGAUGACUCCUACAAAGCUAAGGCGAAUGUGCUGAACCAGGCGAUCCAGGAGAUUGGCAUGGGUCGGUAUCAAUGGCAACUAUUUGUGGUGAUUGGAUUUGGCUGGGCGAGCGACAAUCUAUGGCCGAUCGUCACGUCAUUAAUUCUCCCACCCGUCGCGUAUGAAUUCAAAGUAUCCAAAAAACCUCUGUUCACUCUUGCGCAAAAUAUCGGACUCCUGGUGGGUGCGGUGUUAUGGGGCUUCGGAUGUGAUGUUUACGGUCGCAAGUGGGCAUUCAACUUGACUAUCGGCGUCACUGCGGUCUUUGGCUUGAUCGCAGCCGGAUCGCCCAAUUUCGGUGCUGCGUGUACAUUCGCAGCGCUGUGGUCUGUCGGAGUUGGAGGUAAUUUGCCUGUUGAUUCAGCCAUUUUCCUCGAGUUUCUACCCGGGUCGCAUCAAUAUCUCCUUACGGUUUUGUCGAUUGAUUGGGCGUUGGCACAAGUACUAGCUACCUUGGUUGCAUGGCCGUUGCUGGGAGACUUCACCUGUUCCUCCGCAGACGGGUGUACGAAGUCGAACAACAUGGGCUGGCGCUAUUACCUCAUUGCCAUGGGUGGACUGGCCAUGCUCAUGUUCCUCACUCGAUUUAUCUUUUUCACCAUUUACGAGUCGCCCAAGUAUCUCAUGGGGAAAGGCCAAAACGAGCAGGCAGUGAAAGUUGUACAUGAAGUGGCUAGACGGAAUGGAAAGACCUCAACGCUAUCGCAAAGUGAUCUCGACGAUCUCGAUCGAGGCCAACCGCAAGCGCUUGGAGCAACUACUAUUGUUCAACGGCGACUCGAGAAGCUCAAAUUUGAGCAUAUUCGCGCUCUAUUUGCUACUCCCAAGCAAGCACUGUCUACCAGCCUCAUCAUCUUCGUAUGGGCGUUUAUAGGCUUAGGCUACCCAUUGUACAACGCCUUUCUUCCCUACAUCCAAGAACAACGAGGUGCCGAAUUCGGUGACGGAUCAACAUACCUCACUUACCGCAACUCGCUCAUUAUUGCGGUCAUGGGGGUCCCAGGCUGUCUUCUCGGAGGGCUGCUUGUAGAGUUACCCAAGUUUGGGAGAAAGGGUGCUUUAUCCGUUUCAACUGCGCUGACUGGUGUGUUCCUCCUAUGUUCAACAACAGCAGUUACAUCCAACGCACUUCUUGGAUGGAACUGUGCUUUCAGCUUCAUGAGUAGUCUCAUGUACGCCGUCCUGUACGCGUAUACUCCAGAAAUCUUCCUGACCAAAGACCGUGGAACGGGAAAUGCGCUGACAGCCACUGCCAAUCGGGUGUUUGGCAUCAUGGCGCCAAUCGUCGCCAUGUAUGCUAAUCUCCAGACUUCGGCACCCGUAUAUGUGAGUGGGGCUCUGUUCAUCGCAGCUGGUCUUCUGGUCAUUUUGAUACCUUAUGAGUCGCGAGGGAAGGCGAGUCUUUGA
Molecule: messenger RNA, 1533 nt
Organism: Penicillium taxi
Lineage: Eukaryota; Fungi; Ascomycota; Eurotiomycetes; Eurotiales; Aspergillaceae
Product: putative sugar transporter
Exons: 1
Coding region: 1-1533 (510 amino acids)
Biological process (GO): transmembrane transport
Molecular function (GO): transmembrane transporter activity
Source: RefSeq, a predicted model, not a curated record